CAUUUCUGGUGGGACUCCCCUAUACAUGGUUGCUGAGAGAGGGUUUAGAGACUUGGUGAACAUAAUCAUAGAGAAUACUACUCUCAAUCUACCGGCUCACACUGGCCCCAUGAGGAGAACAGCUUUGCAUGCAGCUGUGGUUUGCCAUGACUUAAAAAUGGUAAAAAGACUCCUGACAUGGAAGUCAGAGCUAACCAAAGAAGUGGAUGAAAAUGGUUGGUCUCCACUUCACUACGCUGCAUACUUCGGUUAUGUUUCAAUAGCAAGACAAUUACUUGAUAAAUCUGAAGAGUUUGUAGUCUACCUACCGGUCAAAAACGAUGACAACAAGACAACUCUUCUUAUUGCGGCCACCCAUGGAAACAGGUCUGUCAUGAGACUGUUGGUGUCAUAUCCAGAUUGUUGUGAGCAAGUGGAUGUUAAGGGAAAUAAUGCUCUUCAUUUAUUCAUGAUGCAAAAAGAAGUCAUUCAUGGCUUGUUAAAGAUUCCCUCCUUGAAUGUGAGAGCACUUAUAAAUGGGAAGAAUGUUGAAGGACAAACACCUCUCCAUCUGUUUGCCCAUUCCCAACUGAAAUAUCGUCUAGCUUACCUAAAGAACAAGAAAGUAGAUAAGAUGGCACUUAACAACCAAAACUUGACUGCUUUAGACAUAAUUUCAUCGGCCAAGGAUUUAUUUGGACGAAAGCCUAGAAUUGUACGGCACCUGAAACGGGCCAAAGCUAGAGCCGGGCCCUUGUUGUGGUAGAACACUAUGAGCAAAGACCAGGACAACAAAAACGAGGAUAACAACGAAAGCAAACAUGAUAAAGGUUUAGAUGUAUCUUUCUUAAAGAAAGCAAGUGAUAGCCAUUUGCUAGUUGCCACACUCGCAGCCACUGUAGCUUUUGUAGCAGGUUUUACAUUGCCCGGCGGGUAUAAUAAUAGUGACGGCAUGCCCCUUUUAAGAGA
This is a messenger RNA of Vitis riparia (riverbank grape), 948 nucleotides long. RefSeq names its product ankyrin repeat-containing protein DDB_G0279043-like. Gene Ontology annotation, cellular component: plasma membrane. Lineage: Eukaryota; Viridiplantae; Streptophyta; Magnoliopsida; Vitales; Vitaceae. The coding region runs from base 26 to 745 and encodes 239 amino acids. The record is from RefSeq and is a predicted model, not a curated record. Gene Ontology annotation, molecular function: protein phosphatase 1 binding; protein phosphatase regulator activity. The transcript is spliced from 3 exons.